AUGGGGAAGUUCGUCGAGCUGCUGGACGUCGCCAGAAUUGUCGGGAGGAUCUACUCCCACUGCCCGCAGACCGCUCGGCUGUACUACCACCCUCCUUCCAACUCCGCCGACCAGUUCCACCAAGAUCUCGCCGGCGGGAGCAGUCAGGCUGCGGUGGCGCGGAGCGGCAGCGAUUCGGCUGUGAAAUCUGGCGGUGGAUUCAGUCUCAAGGCUUCCAUGGGAGUCGAUUCCGCCGACCAGCUGUUUCUGCAUUCCGUCUUCUGA
Molecule: messenger RNA, 264 nt
Organism: Linum tenue
Lineage: Eukaryota; Viridiplantae; Streptophyta; Magnoliopsida; Malpighiales; Linaceae
Source: the annotation of a GenBank genome assembly